CUUGGUUUUAUUUAAUUGCGAUCACUACUCAACUAGAAUGAUGGAUAGAAGAGAAUAUCAACUGUUUCUAAGAGAAUCCAAUCUAGAGUUUGAUGUAAAAGUGGAAAUUGAGAGUAAUUGUGGCACAAAUUUGGAUAAGUAUAUGUUAAACAAAUUAAAUUAUUAUGAUUAUGACCGUAAUACUACUCCAUUCGAUCAGUAUAAAAACCCAAUCCGAUUUCGAUCAAAAUCUUCAUCGCCAUCAUCAUCACCUUCACAAUCGAUACAGAGAAUGUCACCUAAACCUGUUAUGCCUUAUAUUCUGCCAAAUUUGAACACAAAAUUGUUGACUGGAAAUCCCAGUGGUCUACAAUGUCUACUGGAGGAAAUGUUACUAUCUCGUGGUCUUUGCAUGAUUUCUUUUCAAUCACCACUUCAUAAUUAUCAAAUCGGGAAACAGCUGGGUGACACUAAUUCGAAUGAAAUGACUGCAUAUCGUGGAAGCCGUGGAAAUGAUGCACUUUACGAGGAUAAAGAUAUCGCAUUUCUCGGAAGUCGCAGUGUGGGCACAAGACUGAUGACCAAUAGUCCACCACCAUUAUGCCUACCACCAGCUCAAUCAAUUAGACCGCUUCCAACUAAGGUAUACAUCAGAGAUGUCAGUAUUCAGUGUGAUAUUACACAAAAAUAUUCAAUGAAUGAAUCACCGAUUCAGGCAAAGAAAAAUCAUUCUAGUGAUGCAUCAGUCGACUGCAAACCAAGUGAUAUGGUGAAGAAAUCAGAUAUGCAUGAAGUUGAAAUUAUGACAAAUAUGCCAGCGAUCAAAUCACCCCUGAGAACAAAACAAAAGUCUGUCCGCCUUAUGGUAAGACCACAUUCAAGAAGUGUGAAACUUCAAACACCAUCAAGCCUGGCGUCAUAUAAUCCAGAAAAUAAACCGAUUAAAAGUCCAAUGUGUAAAAAUCUUUGUAUAUCUGUGGAUAAAACGCAUCGUCAGUCAGUAUCAUCACCACACUCGACUAUUUCUUCAACUAUCUCUCCAAAUAUUAUUAACAAUAAUAAUAGUACUAAUAAUAUCAAUGCAGCAGUAAACUAUGAUUCUCAAAGUCCUUACUCUCCUCUGGGUGAUGCGGAAAGUGUUCAUUCUAUUGAAACUGAUAGUUGGGUAUGGCCGACAACUCUAUCAAUGAAAAGUGAUAAGAAUUCCUCGAGUCAAUUAUUAAGCAAUACACUUGAUAAUGAUAAUGAAAUUAUAGCAAAAGAUAAUUCUCAUAAAAAUAAUUCAUCUCAUUCACCAGAUAGUAUAUCCAAUAGAACUUUUACUCAGUUACCUGGUAUUUCGUCUACUGAAUAUACAGCUACUAAAUUUAUGUUCGGUGGAGAAGUUCAAAUAGGUUUAACAAUAGCACGUUAUAUUGAAGAAAAUUUGAAUAUUGAUGAAACAGCAUCAUCAUCACCAUCAUCUUAUGACUGGCCAGAAGAUAAUAUUUUACAAGAUUUACGAAAACGUCGAGCUGAUUGUAUUGAGAAAAUGAAGUUAAUCAUGAAACAAAUUCACGAGCGAGAAAAGGAACUGAUAAAUAAUAACUCAGCGUAUCCUGAAUAG
This is a messenger RNA of Trichobilharzia szidati, 1585 nucleotides long. NCBI's taxonomy places the organism in Eukaryota, Metazoa, Platyhelminthes, Trematoda, Strigeidida, Schistosomatidae. The record is from the annotation of a GenBank genome assembly.